This is a messenger RNA of Bactrocera neohumeralis, 1728 nucleotides long. It is a transcript of the gene ppk18, whose product is annotated as sodium channel protein Nach. The transcript has 8 exons. NCBI's taxonomy places the organism in Eukaryota, Metazoa, Arthropoda, Insecta, Diptera, Tephritidae. Gene Ontology annotation, cellular component: membrane. Gene Ontology annotation, biological process: sodium ion transmembrane transport. The record is from RefSeq and is a predicted model, not a curated record. Gene Ontology annotation, molecular function: ligand-gated sodium channel activity. Bases 1 to 1728 code for a protein of 575 amino acids.
AUGAAUAAAACUUUAGUUUCUUUAAAAGUAGUAUAUGGUAAACUUGUGCGUGAAUUUUUGCAGGAAAGUGGCAUACAUGGCAUGAAAAUAUUCCUAUCCACAUCAGCGAUACGCUAUGCCAAACACCUUUGGUUUAUCUUCUUAUCUAGCCUUAUUAUCGUCACUCAUGUGAUAAUUAUAAAUUUAAUUAAGGAAUUUUUAGAUCAACCAACCGAGGUCCGCCUAUCCACUAAACUAGUGCAUGUUGCCAAUAGUCCAUUCCCGGCUGUCGCAAUUUGCGGUGCAAAUAAGAUAAGUCGACGUAAAAUGAUGCGCUUUGCGGAACAGGUCUACGAAGCUCAGCAAAGAUUUCAACCCGAUUUACUUGCAACAAACGUCAGUGAAAUGGCUGAACAUUUGAAGCUGCUUACCGGCUUCUUUCUCUAUCCUUUGGACACCUAUACCGAUAACGAUCCCCGACUUGAUCAACUACAUAAUAUACUCACGAGCAUGUACAAUGGUAGUGAGUAUCCCACACGCGACAUACUUUUCGACUUAUCACCCGACUGCCCCGAACUCAUCAUGAGCGGUAUGGUUUUCGGUAAGCCAAUAAAUAUAACAAAAUAUUUUCAAAAACGUUCGAUAUCGGUGGGUGCGUGCUGCCUCUUCAACUAUCGUCGCGAUACUUACACCACGAAUAGCAUGAGAGCUGCCUUUACCAAGGCUAAUAGCAAGUUAUUGGAAAAUGUUACAUUCGAGUCUAAUUCCCUGCUUAGCUCGGUACAAUUUGUUUUACACAGUGAUUCGAAUGAUUUUUGGCAUACCGAGUUCGCCAGUUAUGCAUUUCGUCUUUAUUUUUUUCUACAAAACGAUUAUCCAACCGUAAUGACAAAUACCUUGGGUGAGAUUUUGGUGAACCGUAGAACCUUAGUAGAGAUUGCAAUACAGCCGACAUUUUAUGAGGCCUCUGAUGCUAUACGCAACUUUAGACCAGAGCUAAGGCAAUGUUAUUUUAAGGAUGAGGGAGAACGUUUGUUAAAUAAAUCCUAUUAUUCGCAUGAUGAAUGUCUACUCAUUUGUCGCAUGCAAAGUAUGCAACGGUAUUGUGGUUGUGUUAGUCCCUUCCUCGCGCCGCCACUCAUCAAUGCGAGCGUCUGCACUCUACUGCAGUUGCCUUGCCUCUCAAACUGGUUGCGUGUGUUCAAUCAAUGGUCUUACUUCGAGUAUGUCGACCCACCGGAUGGUUUCGAUAAGUGCAACUCUUGUAUGCCGACCUGUGAGGGUGUCGACUAUAAAACUUACCUGAAUUACCUACCACUGCGUAAAAAACACGGCAAUGAUACGUACACCUUUGGUUUGCUAGAAGGUCUUACUAGCGAUGAGCCGUUGGCACUGGUGAAACUAUUUUUCAAGCAAUUGUAUGCGGAAUCGACGUACAUAGACAUUGUAGGCGAUUGGGUUGCAUUGUUGAGCCGUUUCGGUGGCAUUCUAUCGCUUUUCUACGGCUUUAGCAUACUAAGUUAUGUCGAGAUUUUCUACUUCAUGAGUGGUAAGUGGUUUGUGCUUAUAUAUAGGGCCUGGCAGCUGGCGUAUAUUCCGAAAGAGCGGCGUGACAGCCGAGCGCUGGAGAAGAGCGCUGAAAACCGCGUAUAUUCGUUGUAUUGGAAUGAGUUGCAGCCGAAAACUGUUAUGUUGGAGAGAUACCCAAAGAAUAUUAAAUGGCAAAAUCGUUAUGAUGAUAGUUAUUAG